AUGGAGUCGAAUGUUACCAUCACCACGAAGCCGUACAAGCCGGCGGCGUCCAUCUAUGAUGCGUGGAGGGAGACGCUGCUGCCCUUUCUCGUCCCGGCGAUGGUGCUCAGCGCCUGGCCCAUGAUCAUGCUCGUCCGAGAUAGGAAUCGCGUCCCGGUCAAGCUGCUCACGAUCGCCGCGCUCGUCUCGCUGGCCGACGGCUUCCUUGGCAGCUGCGCCUUCCCGCUGCAACAUCAGUACGCCUUCUCCCUCUCCGCGAACUCGGCCUUCUUCUAUGCAGGCACCGUCACCUACUGGCUUGUCGGCGCAGUCCUGGGUCCGCUGAUGGAGAUGUGGGGGUGUCGGCGCUCCUGCAUGGCGCUGGCCAUCGUGGGCGCUGCUGGUGCAUGGGGUAGUGGGCAGAGCAUCGCUCUCCUCGUCCUCUGUGGCCGCAUUGCCAGCGCAGCGGCCACGUCUGGUCUCUCGACGUGGGUCGAGUGCGCGCUCUACCACGAGGCGCGCGGGCACCAUGCCCCCUCCGCCGCCGCCGCCGCCGGCGAUGACAAGGGCAUGGUGGACGGCAACGGUGGUGAGGCGCUCACCGGUAGCGGUGCGCUCACAAUCCUCCAUCAGAUACGGCCUGCCAUGCUGCUGUUCUCCAUGAUCGCGUCGCAGCACGUGAUGGUCGUGACGCCGGCGGUGUCGGUGGCGCCGUGUUGGGUGGCGCUGCUGUGCUACCUCGGCGUGUUCGUCAUUGCCUGGGGCCUUGCUGUGCUACCCGCAACCUCAGCUGCCGGAUUGCCGUGGUGGACGGGACCGAACCCCUCUCACGUGAACGGCGGCGGCAACGGCGCACAUGCGAAGAGCGCGAGCAUGAAAGACGCGUCAUCGAGCGGGUCGGGGUUGGAAGGAACGGUGGCCAUGCUACUGCCGGGUGUGUCGCUGAGCUACUGCAGCGCGGGCGGCUCGCGACUGUCCUCGCCGCAGCGCAUUCUGCGGCACUACGCGCACGCCUACGGCACCUCGAUCCGGACACUGUGCAUGCCGCGAUAUCUUGCCCGCCACAUUGUGGACGUUGUCUUCGGCGCCGCCUUCUUUACGGGGUCGCUGCUGUGGGUGCCAACGCUAGAGCUGUACGAUGACAGCAUCCCGUUCGGCUUCGUGUUUGAGCUGUUCAUGAUCGCCACCUUCCUCGGCAGCACCUUCUCGCUUCCGGUGUGGGCCGUCGGCGGCGCAGAGGCGGCGCUGGUGGUCCUCCUCAGCCUCAGCGAGCGCACGCUCUCCACCUCGCGCGACUACGCCAUCCCAGUGACGAUCAUGCUCGGCGGCAUCGUGCUGCACCUCACGCACGGCUGCGUCCUCACCAUGGGCAGCUUGUGGCGCGCCGAGUACCCGACCUCUGGCGCCUCACUCACGCUCCUGUUCCUGCUCAAGGCCUGCACCGGCGUGCUUGGGUGGGUCUUCCUCAACGCCAUCGACGGCAAAUACAUGGAGGACGCCUUCCUGUUUGAGGCGCAGUGGAUGUGGGUGCUGAUGUGGGUGGAGGCAGUGGCGCUGACGCAGUGCAUCGUCGCGCGCAUGGCUCCCGGUUGUGGCCGCCGCGCCAACGGCGGUGCGGCGCUGGUGCAGAAGCCGGAUAGCGCCGGCGUCAAGGACCUCGGCAGCAACGGUGUAAAGGAAAUGGCGGUGGGAGGGGGGCCAACGGUGCGUCACCCGACCGACACGCUCACGUACGCGCCGUUCAGCGAGGCAGAGGCAGCGAAAAUGUAG
Leishmania mexicana MHOM/GT/2001/U1103 is the source of this 1749-nucleotide messenger RNA. RefSeq lists its product as hypothetical. Gene Ontology annotation, molecular function: molybdate ion transmembrane transporter activity. NCBI's taxonomy places the organism in Eukaryota, Euglenozoa, Kinetoplastea, Trypanosomatida, Trypanosomatidae. Gene Ontology annotation, biological process: molybdate ion transport. Bases 1 to 1749 code for a protein of 582 amino acids. The transcript has a single exon. Gene Ontology annotation, cellular component: membrane. The record is from RefSeq and is a predicted model, not a curated record.